Poecile atricapillus (Black-capped chickadee) is the source of this 8872-nucleotide messenger RNA. RefSeq names its product polypeptide N-acetylgalactosaminyltransferase 15 (gene GALNT15). The record is from RefSeq and is a predicted model, not a curated record. The transcript has 11 exons. NCBI's taxonomy places the organism in Eukaryota, Metazoa, Chordata, Aves, Passeriformes, Paridae. Bases 3240 to 5159 code for a protein of 639 amino acids. Gene Ontology annotation, cellular component: Golgi apparatus.
AGCCAUUGUUACAAGCACAAAGAGCUGUGGCAUACAAUACACGCAGCUAUGAAACCAUGAGUGCUGUAUGUGUUGAGUCUUUAAAUGGAAGUGGCACAUCUGCUUUUGGCAUAGGAGUGUAAAUCAAUCCAAGAUGUUUAUUAAAGAGUCAGUAAAGACCUGUCCACACGCUCUUUCUUCCAUCCAGCCUUGGGUUUGUUCUUGCUUUGUUAUUUUCCUGGCAGUCAAGCAUGGGCUCUGCACACUGAAAGUAUGUGGUGUUUCUUCACGUACGGAUAACAUAACAUGUCACGUAAUAUUGAACAAGUAUGUGAUGCAGAAUGGUUUGGACAAAAAUGUGAGCCAAAAUGAGGUGGGGAGGAAAGGGUAAGUACAAACAGCUACAGAAAAUGACUGAAAGGUUUGUUACUCUGCAAAAGUCAACCAUGUUUCCUGGUACCUUUUGAAUUAACGAGCCCUAGAUUUGAUUCCAUGUUCUAGCUCUUGGCAAUUAAUGACCAAAAUUUGCAAUAGUGAAGGAUGGUAUUUUCUUAAGGAAGUCAAUAACUGACUUUGCAUUUGCUGAAAGUAUUCAUACCACUGGGCCUACCAGAGCAGGCCUGGUAGGAUCAGCUCUUGCAUGGGUUGACCAGCAGGAAAGUCAACAUAAUAUUGGCACUGGCCAAUACUGACACUGCAAACUGGCCCUUUUUGUGAUUUUACAAUUGCUGGUGUAUUGGGCACAUCCUGUAACAUGUUCCUUUCCCAUGGAUUGAGGAGCUCUAGGGCUUGCUGUAGAACAGCAGUCCAAAGACAAUAAUACCUUUUGUGGGCAGCCUCUUUGUGGGCUACCUGCAUGAAGCAGCACUUAAAAGACUGGACCUCAGGAUGAAGGCAAUGGCUCUGUGUCUGACAGGAAAGCCUGGGCCAUGCAAUGCUCCUUCCUCUUCCAUCAAAGGAUGCACAGGAAAGCAUCCUAGGAAAGGGAAUCCUCAACAGCUAGUCAGGAGGAGUAACCUGUGUCCUAACGAAGGGCCUACUUUGUAGCACAUCUCUGAGUAACCGAGAACUUUACUGAGAAGUAAAAUGAAAAAUACAAUGGAUGUUGUAUUCUUGACUUCCAUGUGGGGAGAUCAUAACAGUGAUGCUGUCCUUCAAAUGCAUUGAAGGAAACACGACAUGUCCUGUCAGAUACUAAAGGGAGGCUCAUCCAUUGAAAAGGCAGUAUCUCUUUUGUAUGAUGGCAGUGGAAUGUCACUGUUUUAAGAGACAAGAUUGAAAAACAGACUGUUUGAUGGGAAAUGGUUUUGGAAGGUUUGUUGUGCAAAAGAGGGAAUAGAGGCUGCUGGAAGUGUGCCACCCAGUGUUUUAAACUUGCACAUUUAAUUGACUAGACUGAACAAAUAGCUUCUGUAAUUGUUCAUUUCUUCCUUGUUAAAAUGGUCAGGAUAUAUUAAAAAGCUGUAUUCCUUAUGCAUAUGCUUCAGUGAUAUUACCUAUCAGCUCUGUCCCAAAAGUGUCUAAGAUUGCUGUAAAUUUGUUAAUUGGGUGUCUUUUCAUCUGUAGCUGAAAUUCAGCUGCAUGAGUGACCCAGGUGGAUUUGCUCAGCAAUACAGAACAUACCAGGACAGAAUCUAUACAGCAAUUUCUACUCCAGGCUAGAAUUAUCUUGAUCAGACUUGUUAUAGCAUCUUGUUAAAAUAUUCUAGCCAGGGAAAAAAUAUUAAUUAAAUUAAAUCAAACUCCUCACUUAGCCCAGAAAAGUUAAAAAAGGGGAAGAAUAAAAAAGUAAUGCUUUCUCCCAUUUAUUCCACCCACUCUUAAGUUUCUUCUUUUAAUUUAAUUUUAUUUUAUUCCAUAUGCCUGAAAAUGGGACUUUGUGGAACUGAACCUUUUGCAAGUCACUGUGCCAGCUUUUUGGAGAACAUCUUGGACAGGUCUCUUCAUUUCCAUUUAAUUUUGUCUUUCUAUGGCUGAAACAUUGUAAUUUAAAUGAGUGCUUUCGAGUUCAGAUUUUUUUAAUGCAAAUGUGUGCUGCUUUCCUAUUGAAUUGAAACCAUCAAUACUUCUUUUUCCCUAUGAAAAGCAGAAUAAAAAGUAAUAUUCUCAGGGCUGAUGGCGAAUUGGGAUGUUACUUUCUUGUGAAUUUAAGCUUAAAAAGGGAGAUACAUACAAUGGUGAAGUAUCAAAAUAUUGGCUUAAUCUUCCUUCUGCCCAAGAUAUGAUUAAAGCAGUUCUGUAUAUUUUAAAGAACAGCUGAUGUAGGGAAGGUGCCAAGACACAGCAGACCAGUCACACUCCCUCAAGGCAUUCUGUAUAAGCUGCUUAGGGGAGUGCACACAGAAGUGAGACACUGUGUGCCUUCAGCAAUCUUAUGGUGCUCUAUACCACCCUUGCUUUUGAAGGUUGUGGCGCAUUUUAAUUUGAAAGUAGGUGUAGUCUCACUUUUAAUUUUUUUGGAAGCUGUCUACCACAAACCAUUGUCUGAACUUAUAGAACAUCUUAGAGGGAAGUAAGUAAUAGCAAAGAAGGUAAAAAAUAAUAGAUCCUUGGUUUUCUUUAGAGUAUACUGCAUGCCUGUCUUCAGGCUAUUCUUUUAGCUACAAUGUCUAUAAAUGUAGGGCUUUUUUAAAAUCUCUGAGUGUGGAAGUUCUCCAGUAAGCACGCCUCCUGGAGCAGGAGCUUUCUGCUUGUCAAAUAUUGCAAGAUAUGAAAACCAGCACAUCUCAUGCCCCCAGCAUCAAGAGGGUUGGCAGCACCUGAGUUGCAUCCAUCCCUGAUCUCUGCCAGACCAAGAGGCAUGUGAUGCUGAAGCACGUGGAUUGUCUCACCCCUUCUCCCAUUGGACAAGCACUCAUGUCACAGCAAAAAAUGCCUCAGUCCAUGCCCAGUAGCACCCAUGCCAGCAGUAUUAGCAAACAGACCUCAGAGACUGAGCUCCCCUUUUAAUCACAGAAGUUGCUAUUUUCUCUCAGUGUCAGUGGUUGUUGUUCCAGCCCAGGCUUUAUACAUAUUAUUACUGGACUAAGGAAAACUUGAAGUGCUGCUUGCCCUGCAAUACCAAAUUUAUGGAUGAGGAGACAACUUCAGCCUGCCAGAGAGGAAAGCAUGAAAUGGCAUCAGUGAAAUGUGAAGGGAGCAAAAAAAUCCUCUUGGCAGAUAGUGAAAACCAGGGCUUUUGUGCAACCCGAAGACUGAAAUCUGAGGAAGAUCCAAGUGAUAUUUAACAUGACCAUCUGUAUCAUUUUGUCACCAACAGUAUGUUCUUGAGGAAGAAGUGCAGAUAUGGAUCACGUAAGCUGCAGUUUCUCCUGUUGUUUCUGAUGCUGGGUUUUUUGCUACUGAUGGUUACAACGCUGAAUCCACCACCCAGCAACCAGAGCAAGGAAGGGACUUUCCAGCCUGUGGAGUUCAACGCCCGGGAAGGGUAUCAGAUGGACUUUGUGGAGACCCAAGAGAUGCUGGAAACCCAGGAGGAGAGCCAGCAGUAUUACCCUCUGGAUGGUCUGUCGCCUUUCAUCUCCCUGCGGGAGGAUGAGUUGAUCAUGGCCGUCGUGUCGCCCACCGGCAAAAGGAACCACAGCAAGGCCAGGAAGGGCUAUCGCGUGGUGAAGCAGCAGGGCAGGCGGCCGGAGGGGAAGGCAGAGGGGGGCCCCGAGUCCCAGCCGCUGUCCCUUCCCCUGCAAGAUGGGCAAGGGGCUGCUGCGGGGGAGCGGCCGCUCGGCCUGGAAACCCACGGCUUUAACGAGGCGCUCAGCGAGCGGAUCGCGCUGCGCCGAGACCUGCCUGAGGUACGACACCCGUUGUGCCUACAGCAAAAAUAUGACUCCAGUCUGCCCACUGCUAGUGUCAUCAUCUGUUUCCACGAUGAAGCCUGGUCUACUCUGCUGAGAACUGUGCACAGCAUUAUGGAUACAGCCCCAAAGGCCUUCCUCAAGGAUAUCAUCCUAGUUGACGAUCUCAGCCAGCAAGGGCCCCUGAAGUCCGCUCUGAGCGAAUACAUCUCUAAACUGGAUGGUGUGAAGCUCAUCCGGAGCAACAAGAGGCUUGGAGUCAUCAGAGGUCGGAUGCUAGGAGCAGCACGGGCUACCGGGGAUGUGCUCAUCUUCAUGGAUUCACACUGCGAGUGUCAGAAGGGCUGGCUGGAACCCCUCCUGGCCAGGCUCUCCAGCAACCGAAACAGUGUCGUCUCCCCUGUCAUAGAUGUCAUAGACUGGAAGACCUUUCAGUACUAUCACUCUGUGGGCCUGCAUCGAGGUGUUUUUAAUUGGAAAUUAGAUUUUCAUUGGGAACCAGUGCCAGAGCAUGAAGAGAAGGUACGACAGUCUCCCAUCAGCCCUAUCAGGAGUCCUGCAGUUGCUGGUGCAGUGGUGGCCAUGGAUCGACAUUACUUCCAAAAUACUGGAGCUUAUGAUUCUGACAUGACCAUGUGGGGAGCAGAAAACCUUGAACUAUCUAUUAGGACUUGGCUCUGUGGUGGCUCCGUAGAAAUUAUCCCAUGCUCCCGAGUUGGGCAUGUCUAUCGAAAUCACUUCCCCCGUGCUUUCUCCUAUGAAGAGGCCAUUGUGAGGAACAAAAUCCGAAUAGCAGAGACCUGGCUGGGCUCGUUUAAAGAGAACUUCUACAAGCAUGACACAGUAGCUUUCUUAAUCAGCAAGGCAGAGAAGCCAGACUGCAGUGAGCGCCUUCAGCUACAGAAGAGACUGGGCUGUAGAGAUUUCCAGUGGUUUGUAUCAAAUGUGUACCCUGAACUCUCCCAACCUGGAGACACACCAAGGUUCUCUGGCAAGCUUUACAAUACUGGUGUUGGCUUCUGUGCAGAUUACAGGCCUGGAAGAGCUACUGCUGAAGGCUCUAUUGAACUCUCCCCUUGCAGUGACAGUGUCACCCAGCACUUUGAAUAUAACAGCAUGAAGGAAAUCUGGCUUGGUUCUGCUCCACUGCUUUGCUUUGACGUCAGACACGGGAAAGUUAUCCCUCAAAACUGUACAAAGGAGACAGACAACAGCAACCAGCACUGGGAUGUCCAGGAGAAUGGAAUGAUUGUCCAUGUCCUUUCUGGCAAAUGCAUAGAGGCAGCAAAGAGUGAAGAAGAGAAGGACUUGUUUCUGGGUGCAUGUAACAAGAAUGCAAAUCAGGUGUGGCAAUUUGAACGUUCCCAUGGGCUACGUCAGAGGUGACUGACAAGUCUCUGCAGAGGUCAAGUCUCCAAAGUUUAACAUUACUUCUGCUUGGGAUUUAAGAUCCAUUGCCUGCAAGGACAAGAAAGAUGUUUGUGUUUGCUGUAGCAUGCAGUGAAGUCAGGAAUGUCUCUUACUUAAAAGCCUGGCUCCUGGUUAAUCCAGCUCUAGCUAAAAUUUCUAUUUAUUCUGUGAAGCAUGGAAUACAUUGUGAGAAUCAACAAAUUCUCAACUCUGCUAUUGCAGAAGAAAAUUAAGUUUGCCCUUUGAAGGAAACAUCGAAAAUUGGCUGCCAGACAGCUUGUCUUCAGUAUAUGCUGUGAGUUCUGAAGAUACAGGGAAAAAAGUGAGAUUUUUGAAACUGUAAGAGGAAGCCAGCCAAACCAGGACAGGAGUUCAGCCUUGUUUUACAGUGCCCUUGACUCAUAUAAAACAAAGUAGGUUUUGUAUGUAUAAAAGUAAUAGAUGUUUCCACAUGUAAUGGCAAAAAUUUUGUUUUUCAAUUAGCCUGAGCCAAAUUUCUACUCUCUGUGAGAUUACACAGAACAUUAAUUAACACUUAAUUAGGCACUAAAUGCUCUAAUUGACUUGGACUACUCACAGUCCUCAGUGUUUGGCACACCCUUCCUUAAAUCCUUGUCCACAGUCUAAUUUGGAUGGGAGAAUGAGACUGAAAUAUUAACAACUUUUUUUUUGUUGUUGUUUUAAUUAUGUUUAAGGACAGCUCCUCCGGAAACUAUUGUAGUAGUAAGGAGGGUAACAACUUCUCUGCUUAUUUGGGAAUAGAAAGAAUCGGCGGCAUCCAUUUGUUCUUGUAAAGCCAUGGGAUGAGCUUACUAUUAUUAUUAUUAUUAUCACAGUAACAGAAGUGCUGGCUGAAAACAGCAAGUGAAGGGAAACAGCCAGUUUCAACAGUGACUACCUAGAAAGAAAAUGCUGGUUUUCUUCCAUUCGCUUGCAGCUUGAGUUAAGUCUUUCAAGCUGUCAGUUUUAGCCAAGAAGUUUCUGUAGAUUCUUGCUGUCCUGGGUCUCAAAAAUGAUUCUGAAAAGACCAAAUUUUCUAAAGAAGCUUCUUCUGUAGAGCCUGCAUUGCUGCUGACUUGCUGUCUUUCAAAGGAGUCAAUGAGAGAUGAGGUUAAGUAACAAGAAUGCUCUCACGCAGUAUGAACUUAGCCAAACAAACUUCCACUUCAGUAUCUCAUUAGGGUACUUUGCUUUUUGAAGAUAAAGUCAAUAAUGCUGACACCUUCCAAGAGCCUGCUAAGACAGAAGAACAAAGAUUUGGAAGUCUUCCCACACCAACACCACAUCUGAUUUAUAGAAUAAAUCAGUCAUAGUUGUAUGUAUGCAUUAAAGGGGGGGGGCAUCAUUAAUGAAACUCACUUAGGUUUUGACUUCUUUUCAAGAGACAUAAAUUUGUGGGGUUUUUUUAAAUAUACAGCAUAUUGUUCAAACUUCAGAGAAAGGAAAGAGUAACAGAUUAUUCUGCUCAAAGCCUUCCAGUCACCUGCUCUCAGUAAAUCAUAAUAAAUUGGUACCAAACAUAUAAAAUUGGUUACAACAGAGGACAUGAAGAGUAUUCUCUGUUGUGUUGUCCAAAACAUCUUCCAGUCUCUAACCCUCUGUCUACUUUGAGUGCUACAGAUUCCACACUGUGUUCAGGCAUCACUUCAAUCAUCUUGAUUACCACUUAUGCUUUCUUUGAUAGCAUCAGAAUCUAUUACUAUUUCUGCUGUGUUUAAAAUUUCCUUUGACAUUCUGGAAUAUGCUUAAUUUUCAGCUAAGAUGUUGUUAGCAACCUCUUCCAGAACACCAAGUGAUCCCUGACCACUGCCCAAAUCUAGGGUGAGAAAAGAGAACUUUUUGAAUUGCACAAAAUCUGAGUAAAAAGCUGUUUUAAUGACAUGUGGUUCCUUUAUUUUAAAUUAUGAGUAUGCCAGAAUUUUAAAUUAUGUAUAAUUUAUUAUAUUUUGGACACUACACUGGGAAUAUAAUUCCUUCAGAAUUUAGGUAAAUGUUAAAAAAAUGUGUAUACAAUUACAGUAAUUGACCACAGGUGAUAUUUAUCACAAAGAAGAAUGAAAAGAGUUUUGGUUUAGAGAGGAAAUGUUUGGAAUUUCAGAGACAUGGACAUCUUCAUUUAUACUGCUUUUUAAUAUAGUGAUAAAACCUUGAAAAUAAGGUUUUCUGUAGAUAUAUGUACAAUAGAAAAAUAUGUUACCUAAUAACUCUUCGAAAAAUAAAAUGAAAAUCUAUGCCACAGUACCAUUCAGAAAAUAAUUGUUAAUGCACUUGUUUCACUUAGUAAUGGAGUAAAUGUGUGUUUGGUUUCCAAGGGAACUAAAUUCCAGAGCAUGGGCCAGAAGGGAGCUACAAGGUGGUCUAGGAGGUCUCCGUAGCGAGGCAGCCAGGGGACACGGAUUGUGGAGCUUGCUUCCCUCUAAUAUAAACACAACUUACUACACACAAAUUAAAAAACCAAAGGGAAACCAUCUAUCCCUGGUUUUCCUAUUUUCCUUCCCAUGUGGCUUUUAAAUGGAUUGGUGGUUGUACCAAUACUGUUUCCUCAUUGUGGUCAUUUAGGCUUUGCCCCUGUGGUUACAUCCAUCAGCUAAACUCUUCUCCUCAUGGAACUGGGUGCAAAAAAAGAGUGCUGGCUAAGUAUGCUGGUAUGUUUUCCUCAUUUUUACCCAUCUUUCAUGCAAUACUAGCACACAAUGAUACUUUGAGCACCACAAAACAUGGAAUUAUUUUCAAUUCUUAAUUUAGACAAGGUCAACAUUUCAGAUUCCACUAAUUCCCAUGACAGGAGAGAAACAUAAGGACAAAAUGUUUCAUGUAAAAAUGAAGCAGUUUAAACUUUGAAGGCCUUCAACGCAGAGCUUCAGGCAAGAGCAAAGGAAUUCCAGCAUAACACAAAUAAAUAUAGUGUAACUGCACCUGUUUCUUUGAAUUUCGCAACCCAAGCACAGUGAGUGCUUUGAGCCAAACCCACCCAUGAAGCUGAGGUAAAAUGUCAGAUUCAAGAACAGGUCACCUUUUGGUUGACAGCAGUUACUAAAAAGCCUAGUUUAUUCCUCUCCAAGCUCAUGGUAAAUGGAAGAAAAUAAAGAUUUGAAAUAUUAUUCCAAGUACUUUUAAACCGAGCCCCAGUUGAUGCCGUUGGUGUUGGUCAUAGGCUGGGGUUUGUCCUGAUAUGUGAGGUGCCAUCACUAGCACAGAGAAACAAUGGCAGCAUUUCUCUCCAUGUGUUAAUUUGAAGUCUAAACGGGGAAGGAAGUUUUAUCAACCUUGAUGCUAAAUCCUGUAGCACAGAAAUGUUGAGGGUAUCUCUCAGUCCAUGUGUAAGUGCUUCCAGGUCCUGCCUUGAAGAUGUUCAGUUAGCUGUAAUACUGUCUGCUGAUUAAAAUGCAAGAGCUUCAAUUUCUGAUAUCCCCAGGAAAGAAUGGAGCUAUGUUCAGGCAUCCUAGACAAGAACAGUAACAACCUAGGUUUCCAUAACAGCUAGAAGGUGACAUGUGACUGAUAGCUUUUAGAUUCUGACUUUGUAUCUCAUUUUAUCUCAAGCAGUUUGAUUCAAACUGCAAACAUAUUGGAAGAGAGUACAAAAAGGAGUGUUUUACAAAUAGGUAACAUGUUUUUAAGCUCAUGUUUUUAAGCUAUGCAAACUGCACGUGUCUGCCCUGAAUAAAGUGUAUUGGUGCACAGAGAAA